This is a messenger RNA of Mycena citricolor, 1389 nucleotides long. Lineage: Eukaryota; Fungi; Basidiomycota; Agaricomycetes; Agaricales; Mycenaceae. The record is from the annotation of a GenBank genome assembly.
AUGGCUGAAGCCUCUACGUCGUCCGCACCAGAGCCUGGCAAAGACGUUCUGGGUGCAGCACGCACAGGAUCUGGAAAGACGCUCGCUUUCGUCAUUCCUGCAGUGGAACUGUUGCAUCGACUUAAAUUCAAACCUAUGAACGGCACGGGCAUUAUUAUCAUAUCACCGACGAGGGAACUUGCGCUUCAAAUCUUCGGUGUUGCGAAGGAUGUCAUGCAGUUCCAUUCCCAGACUUGUGGAAUCGUUAUGGGAGGUGCGAACAUGCGCGCGGAGCAGGACAAAUUGUCGAAGGGUGUAAAUCUCUUGGUUGCGACACCGGGUCGAUUACUAGACCAUCUCAUGAACACCAAAGGAUUCAUAUUCCGAAACUUACGAGCACUGGUAAUCGACGAGGCGGACAGGAUCCUGGAGAUUGGGUUCGAGGAACAGAUGAAGAAAAUCAUAAGCAUUUUGCCAAACGAUAACCGGCAAUCUAUGCUUUUCUCCGCUACGCAAACGACCAAGGUUGCGGAUCUUGCUCGAAUAUCGUUACGACCUGGAUCUGUGAAUGUUGAUAUCGAUGGCAAGGAGGAGGCAAGCACAGUCGAUACAUUGGCACAAGGCUAUGUCGUGUGCCAGUCCGAUCAACGCUUCCUCCUUCUCUACACCUUCCUCUCCAAAAAUCGCAAGAAGAAAGUGAUCGUCUUCUUUUCCAGUUGCAACUCAGUCAAGUACCAUGCUGAGUUGCUCAACUACAUCGAUGUGCCUGUAUUGGAACUGCAUGGCAAACAAAAACAACAAAAACGGACGAACACGUUCUUUGAAUUCAUCAAUGCACCGUCGGGGAUAUUGCUCUGCACUGAUGUCGCCGCACGAGGGUUAGACAUCCCGCAAGUGGAUUGGAUUGUCCAAUUCGACCCGCCAGACGACCCUCGGGACUACAUUCACCGCGUUGGUCGAACUGCUCGAGCGGGAAAGAACGGCAAGAGUCUGCUCUUCUUGCUUCAGUCGGAACUCGGCUUCCUGCGGUACCUCAAACAGGCGAAGGUGCCGCUCAACGAGUUCAGCUUUCCGGGCAAUCGGAUCGCAAAUAUCCAAUCGCAGCUCGAGAAGUUGCUUCAAAAGAACUUUUAUCUCCAUCAGUCUGCUAAGGACGGCUACCGAGCUUAUCUACAGUCCUACGCAUCGUACUCUCUCAAGGAGGUCUUUGAUGUCAACAAACUUGACCUCGCCAAGGUUGGCAAGUCGUUUGGUUUUGCGGUCCCUCCGCGGGUCAACAUUAACGGGGGAGGGGCCGAAAGUCGCGAGUCCAAAGACAACGAGAAACACAAAAAACGGCGGCGCUUUCAGCCUGAGGAUCUCGAUGGUGCACGGAAACGGGCACAUGCACAGAGGACGGAUCCAUUAUAG